Messenger RNA from Cuscuta epithymum, 447 nucleotides. NCBI's taxonomy places the organism in Eukaryota, Viridiplantae, Streptophyta, Magnoliopsida, Solanales, Convolvulaceae. The record is from the annotation of a GenBank genome assembly.
CCCACUACAUCUUAAUCAUAUGAUAAUCAUGUGUUUUCUUGGCAAAAUCCCAAAAUUAUAUUCCUCCUUCAUGGUUUUACUCUCUUUUGCUAUAAUAGCAAUGCAGCUAAGAGCUGUAAGUGCUGGCCACAGAAAGGUUGUUAGGAUUCUUGAUUUGAUCUCACCCAAUAACAAUGUCCAGCCUUCAACAGGAGAAGUAUCUGCGCAUUGUCGGUCUAAAAACAACGAUUUAGGGGUGUGGAAUAUGACCCAAAAUACUCAAAAAGAAAUCCACUUCCGCCCCAACAUCUGGAAGACUACUCUUUUCUGGUGUGACUUUCGUUGGGGCACAAAGGCCCAGGGCAUCACCGUAUACGACGCCAGUGAUGUUUCGUGCGACGGGGAAAGGUACUGUAAUUGGAAUGUGAAGACUGAUGGAUUUUACUUUGCCAAAGGGGAGUUUCCUAA